AUGGCACAAUAUCCAAUACCAGCAUCAUCAACGCAACGUCAACAAGUACCAAUUGAAAUUCCACGAUCAUUUACUUCUAUUCAACGACCUAGUGUUGGUGGACCACCAUUUACAAAUUAUUUUGAUGAACACGUAAAAAAUAGCAAAUUACCUCGUUUAAGCGUUGCUAGUGAAAGAAAAAUAAAAUUUCUUCCACCAUUCUUAUCUCUACUGCUUGGUUCAAAUUAUUUUUUAAUUGUUUUAUGCAUUCUUCUUAUUGUUCCUGUUCUUGAAUUAGCUAUUGGUGUAGCUUAUCAAGAUCAAUGUCCAGUGAGUUCUUAUAUUCCGAAAUAUUUAAUUGUAACGGGUGCAUGUGGUAUAAUAGUUAUUGCUUUGACAAUAAUGAUUAUUGUUUCAUUUAUAUGUUGUAAUAAACAAGAUACAAUUGCUGGAUCAUGUCUUGGUACAUGUGUAAUUGCUAUUUUAAUUGUCAUUAUUUGUCUAAUGACUUUUUUUUUAUUUGCUUGGUUUAUUGCAGGUAAUGUUUGGGUAUUCGGAGCUCGAAAUAUAGUUGAUUUUGAUGAUAAAAAAUCGAUUAAUUAUUGUCAUUCAACUUUAUAUAAUUUUGCUUUUUGGAUAGUAAUUAUAACUUAUAUUAUGACUGUUGUUGGUUGUUGUGUAUCAUGUUGUCGUGCUUGUUCAAAGUCCUUAGCCACAUUAAAAGCAUAG
Messenger RNA from Rotaria sp. Silwood2, 708 nucleotides. NCBI's taxonomy places the organism in Eukaryota, Metazoa, Rotifera, Eurotatoria, Philodinida, Philodinidae. The record is from the annotation of a GenBank genome assembly.